Molecule: messenger RNA, 2953 nt
Organism: Dothidotthia symphoricarpi CBS 119687
Lineage: Eukaryota; Fungi; Ascomycota; Dothideomycetes; Pleosporales; Dothidotthiaceae
Exons: 2
Coding region: 205-2709 (834 amino acids)
Source: RefSeq, a predicted model, not a curated record
CAGACUUUCCGCCCUAUCAAUCUCAGACCCGCAUAUACAAGAACGUCUUCUGGAAUACCCUGUCCAUCUCGUCUCUUGAUCCCUUUCAUCGUCUAAGUUGGUCGUCUGUGUCAAAUCUAGUAGCAAGGCUUCCACUGUGUUCGUCCAGCAUUGCCCAACUUUCACUGGUUGUCUACGAUCACAGCUUUCUUCAGUCUCUGAACCAUGUUUGCAUUUCAUAAAAGCGAAUAUUCAUCGCGUUCCAGGCAAUCGUCCACAGAUUCCCAAGCCUUAGAUCUAUGGACAUCCCAAUGCUCCGAUGCACCUUCUCAGAGCGAUAUGCAUUCCCCUGAGCGACGUCGCAUAGCCCACUCGGGCAAACGGAGCUCUGUGUUCAACCUACGCUCAAGAAGCAAUACAGCAACCUCAUCAACAUCCCUGACUCUUUCAGGCAUGGCUGAACACGGAUCAUGGUCACACGAAUCUUCUCCAACUCCCCAUCAGCUCGAAUUUCAGAGUCAGGACGAGGCGUCAGGGACGGCUAGAUCAUUGUUUCGAGGAAAGAAGGGAAAAAGAAUAAGCGGGUCCAUCGCAUCCAGCAUAGACAUGGAUGACGAUCAAGAGAUAGAUGCUGGAAAGAAGCGGAUGUCAAUCCUGCGGAGAGGCAGAAGACGAACAAAUCAGUCUGAUAGUUCCUUCAACAACGCCAGACAACGCAUCUCCGGCCCUUUUGACUUUCAGCACCUUUCGCACACAGACAGGCAUCAGUUUGCUGCCUUGGAUGAAGCCUUUGGGGACGAGUUAGCUGCAGGUUAUCAGGCGGGACGCCAAUCUUCAAAUCAAGAUUCCGUCAUAACAACGGCGAACAAUCGCCCACCAAACAUCACUACAUCACACAGUCCGGCAAACUCGGACUUAGUAUCCACAUCCACUGUAGAUCAUUCGUCGUCGGUUCGCAGCCCAAAAUCCGGUAACGAAAUCCAAGAAUCGGAGUUCACUUCGCAAGUGCCACUCUCCAGACCACCGCUUCGCCUAACUAGAUCUGUAGAGAGUUUUUCUCAGCCUGGUGUCAAUCCCAGAACGCAUCGUCAAUCACAAUCGAUUGUAGCUCCGUCUCGAAGGUCAUCUCUGCAUCCUCUGACACCUGUACACGAUAUUCCCGAGGAAUUCGCAGAAUCCGCAGAAUCCGCAGAAAAGCAGAGUUCACCUCAACCAGCCCUAUCCCGCUCCAAGCGAGAGUCGGGUUUCUGGGGUUUCUUCGAUUUAGCCAGCGCUACAGGAGAGGCGGACACAUUCGACGAUUCGGAGUUUGUUGCACAUGCUCUCACGACUCCUGAUGACUCUACUGUCAAUAUAACGACACCACCUUUUAGUCCCAGUCUGGAAGAUGUCGCCGAAGAACCUGAACGAUUCAUAAGCCCAAGGCCUGCGCCACAACCGCCUCUUCGAACUCCCACCACUCCCAGGUCACCCUUCUUGGAGGCGUUCUCGUUUGCAGGCCAUCGCUCACCAACAUCCAGAAAUCGCAGUCGAGGGAACUCACACGCAUCUCCAAAAUCUCUGAAAAAUCGCGAAUCGAUGAUAGAACCCAUCGUACAAGACCUACCUUGGCAGCCAGUCACGUACAAACGUUCUCCACAAACAAAAUCCGCUACUCGCCGCCAAUCCAACACGUGGCGUGCGAUUGAAGAAUCAUGGGAGAACGAUGUUGACUACAUCUAUGAGAAUGCUCUGGAAGCAGAUUGCGAUUUUGACUGGGAUUUUGCCCCUGACGAUGGAACCCAUAACAGCCAACAACAGACUCUUGAAUCGGCCACUCGCAACGACAGCUAUACCAAGACGUCGCACCAUACUAGAGCUCCAUCAUCCGCUUUAGGAAACUAUUCAAUGUAUCGGAUCAAGCCUGAUCGCUCCAAUUCAGAACGGGAUGCCCCGUCCGGAAUACCAGCUUCAGUUGUAGAGAGCAGGCUACAGAUUCUUUCCGAUACACUGGAUAUCGUUGAGGCUGACGGCUUUAUGUUGAGCCCUUCUCUCUUACUACCUCAGGAUUACAAGGACACUCGCGAGUCGAUGUUCCAGUAUGAAGACGUUGAGAAUCUUCUUGGCGAAUAUGAUUGUGUCAAUCGCCAAUUUCCCAUCACUGAUGCGGAUGAUAGCGCUUUCAACUCUGCCCGGAGCAGCCGUGUUCGCUUUAGUCGACGAAGCUCGUACGACAGCAGCCUAAUAUCUUCAACGCAGAGUUUGGGCCUUUGGAAUUCUCCAGUUCGCCGUUCUGCAAGUUCUACUGCGAGUAUCCCCGAACUUGUACAUUCUCGCCGCAAUCCACGAGAGUUCACUUCUGCGGUCGACGAGCUCUCCGAACAAGGUGUGGCGCUUGGACGCUUCCACGUGCAGACAGAUACCAAUGAUAUUACCCUGCCAGGGCGCGCCGGUGACGGUACAUUCUUUGCUUCUGAAGAACCUCUUCAAGACAACUCCUGCUCCUUGGCCUAUCUUGAAGAGGAGCUUAAUACGUCACCUGAAGUAGCGUCACGAGGCUCGCAGAGCUCAAAGAAAGCUCAUCACAAGCAGACAUUGUCCGCCGAAGCAGCCAGUAAAGUUCAAGCCACCACUGAGAAUCAGUCGAUGAAGGCACGCAGCCGUGCCGCGACUAUCAGUCAUGUUGUCCGGCAGCCACAACUGAGCCUUUUUCCAUCACCUCCAAGACACUUGCCAGCCCAUCGAAUGUAGACUAAGUGUGUCCUGCACAACGUCCUAAUUCCGUAGCGCAAUGUCCAAGAUACUCUCCGUUCUAGUGGUUUCAAGAGCAGCAGCCUGGCUCCACUAGAAAAACCAUAUUAACGACGACACGGCUCCCAUAAACUAUCGCAAUCAACUUUUUACGACUUAUGACUACUCGGCGUUACUCUCUCAUACCUUAGAUUUUCUCUUACUUUCUGGCGACUUCACAGCUUCUUUCGUUUCGUCACAUCUU